This is a messenger RNA of Mycena citricolor, 1312 nucleotides long. The record is from the annotation of a GenBank genome assembly. Lineage: Eukaryota; Fungi; Basidiomycota; Agaricomycetes; Agaricales; Mycenaceae.
GAGGAAGUCGCGCAGAACAAGAAGCGGGCCGACGGAUCAAAAGUGAUCAGCGCAAACAAAACUUGCCCUCUUCUUUGCAUCUUUACUCCAUCUCAAUCCAAUUUACCCAGUUCUGGCAUUGGGUACACUCAAACUCCUUGCUUCUUGGAGAAGAUGUGGUCUACUGCUCGAGAAAUCGCCGCCGGCGACACGACGCGCGAUUUCAUCCAGCCGCUCGUCGUAACCCCGGGAAAAGAUCUCAACAACAAGUAUGGGAUGUACAAACACGAGGACUUCAUCGGGCUGCCUUACGGGUCGAAAGUGGGAUCGAGGACAGGGCGAGGGUUCAUCCACGUCUUACGCCCGACCCCAGAGCUAUGGACGCUCGCGCUUCCGCACCGAACGCAGAUAUUAUACAUCGCAGACAUCUCGCUUAUCGUCUCGUACCUCGAUAUUCGCCGAGGCAGCCGUGUUAUCGAAGCGGGAACGGGGUCUGGAUCCUUUUCGCAUUCGGUGGCGCGUACGAUAGGGCCCUUGGGUCAUCUGCACUCGUAUGAAUUCCACGAGGCCCGUGCCAACAAAGCCAGGCGCGUUCUUCGGCGGCCAUCAUCUGUCUGUCUGGAGGAGUUCUCGCAGCACGGAAUGUCAGAGUUCGUGACAUUGACUCAUCAAAAUGUAUGCAAGGACGGAUUCAAUUUGACGGACACGGUGGAUUCUGUUUUCCUUGAUUUACCAGCACCUUGGGAUGCCAUCGGGCACGCCAAACAGGCUAUGAGAAAAGACCGUGCGGCGAGAAUAUGCUGCUUUAGUCCGUGCAUGGAACAGGUAUUACGAACAGUCAGCGCGCUCAAUGAUGCUGGGUUCUCGGAGAUCACGAUGUACGAAACGCUCGUGCGCACACACGAUGUGUCGCAGGUCCCGGUGCUCCAGCCCAUCUCGGACGUCGUGGAGAAGCUGAAGAGGGCGGAGGGAAUCCGGGAGGUCAAGCGCCUGAAGCAGGUCGCCGCAGGACAGCGAAGCCGCGAGAACCCCCACGGGGAGAAACGAAAGCGGGACCAACCAGCUGGUGAAGGCUCGGAGCCCGAGGAUUCUGGCGGUAAGAGAUUGAAGACAGAGGAAGAAAUGGGGGGCGAUGAUGCAGCUCCAGAUAACGACGUUUCUGGAAAUGACGUCCGCUUGCCUGUUCCCCCUGCAAAAAUUAGCGUAUCGAAGGCCAUGGCUGAAGUCCGUGGCCAUACAUCUUACCUUACCUUUGCUGUUUUGUUACCGGCAGUGCCUUCAGCAGAGACACCUGUAGAAUAGUCCGUGUAUUACUAAUCAACUGACACUUCAC